Molecule: messenger RNA, 2675 nt
Organism: Varroa destructor (honeybee mite)
Lineage: Eukaryota; Metazoa; Arthropoda; Arachnida; Mesostigmata; Varroidae
Product: peptidyl-prolyl cis-trans isomerase-like 4
Biological process (GO): protein peptidyl-prolyl isomerization
Cellular component (GO): nucleus
Molecular function (GO): peptidyl-prolyl cis-trans isomerase activity; RNA binding
Source: RefSeq, a predicted model, not a curated record
AUCCCCCGCGCUGAUUCUGUGCUCUGAGGUUUUCGGCGCAUACGAAGUAUCUUUUAGCCGCUAUUGAGCUGAAUAUGGUAGAUGGUAUAUUAAAAAACUGUUUGUAAUUGUUUGCAUCUACGUCUUAGAAUAGUUUAAAUCUGAUUGAAUCGGCUGAUCUCUUGGGUGACUUGAAGAUGUCGGUAGUCGUGGAGACUACAAUUGGUGAUUUCACAGUAGACCUCUACGUGAAAGAGAGGCCACGAACGUGCAUGAACUUCUUGAAACUAUGCAAGCUGAAGUACUAUAAUAUGCAAUUGUUCUACAAGGUUUGUACAAACUUUGUUUGUCAGGCCGGUGAUCCGACUGUCAGUGGUCGUGGUGGUGAAUCAAUGUUCCACUUUAUGUGCGGAGAACAAGCACGCUUCUUCGAAGUAGAAAAAAUGCCGCGAUUAAGACAUCUAAAACUCGGCACACUCUCAAUGGUUAAUAAUGGCGAUGGAAUGCUUGGUUCUCAAUUUCUUCUUACGCUUGGAGAAAAUCUUGACUAUCUAGACGAUGAGCAUUGCGUCUUCGGUGAGGUUGUUGAAGGCCUGGACUUUUUGAAGCGCAUUAAUAACGUUAUCUGCGACAAAGAUGAACGUCCAUUCCAAGAUAUACGUAUCUCGCAUACCGUCGUUCUAGAUGAUCCGUUUGAAGAUCCGCAACAGUUAGAGUAUCCUUCUUCUCCGGAAGUCACUUUGGACAAGCUUCACUCUGAUCAUAUAGCCUGUUACGAGAAGGUCGAUGAAGAUGAAGGUAAAACCGUUGAAGAGCUCGACGAGGAGAAAAAAGACAAAGAAGCUAAGGCGCAAGCUACUAUACUGGAAAUCAUUGGCGAUCUUCCUGAUGCCGAUAUGGCACCUCCUGAAAAUGUUCUCUUCGUCUGUAAACUCAACCCAAUUACGGCCGAUGACGAUCUCGAGCUGAUUUUUUCUAGGUUUGGUGAAAUAAAAUCCUGUGAGGUUAUUCGCGAUUGGAAGACGGGCGAAAGUCUUCAGUAUGCUUUUAUAGAAUUUGCUAAUCAAGCAGCGUGCGAGCAGGCAUAUUUCAAAAUGGACAAUGUGCUUAUUGAUGAUAGGCGAAUACAUGUGGACUUCUCGCAGUCCGUUGCUAAAGUGAAAUGGAAAGGCAAAGGAAGAGGUGUUGUCGGAGGUUGGAAAGACAACGGAAAGGAAGAAAAACCCCGCGAAAAAUACCGCAUCAAGGAAAAUCGCCGACAGGACAACUAUGAGCUCAUAAUGGGUGAUGACAGUAAGCAAAGUGCUAGCGAGAAGGGAGCCGACACAGGUAGUCGAGCAAAAAGAGCGCGAAGCCGAUCAAGGGACAACAGCUGUCCUAGGUCACGGGUGAAACAACGGAAAAGAAGUCCAUCAGAGGAUAAAAAAGUGCCUCGAGCUUAUUCAAAAAGAAACUCUCCAAAACGAGAACAAGAUCCAUUUGGAAAGAGGUCUUCGGAGCGAGGUAGCCAUUGUAGAACAAUCAGAAAAAGCCCGAAAAGAGAGUCCAGCUCUCAAAGACAACGUAGUCCUAGGCAAGAGCAUCAUAGUCCGAAACAAAAUAGGAGUCCCCGGACAGAUCCUGGACUCAAAAGAGACGACGGGCCAAGAAGAAGUAGUGGUUCAAGGAAAGAGCGCAGUCCUAGAAAAGAUUAUGGUUCCAGAAGGGAUCAUAGCCCCAAAAGAGAACGUACUCCAAGAAAAAAUUACAGUCCUCGAACAGGCUACCGCAAUCCCAGGUGUCGGAAAGAUUGUAGUCCCAAUAGUGGUGUUAGCAGACCACGCUGGUCACAAGAGAAAUAUAGCAGGGACGACCGAUUGGCGCAGAGAAGAACCGAUUCUCCGGCGAGACAACAAGACGCAGGUAGUAAGCGGCAUAAUGAAACCUCUGACGAUAAGUCGCUUCCACUUGUGAUACAGAAGAUUCAAGAUACAAAAACUAAUGACUCUUCAGAUAACAGCGAUUCGAGUGUAGAUUCAGCUCCACUGGCGAGGAUGUCUAGAAAUGAAAAAACAGCCAAGAAGUCCAAAAAAGAGAAAAAAAGCAAAAAGUCUAAAAAAAAAAAGAAAAAUAAAAGAUCGAGGCAUCAUUGAAGCAUAUCUAUAUGCUGGACAAAUUUACUAUGAGGCGAGUUUACUGUAUAUAACAAUUGUAUAUAAUAAAUAUAAAUUUCCUUAAUUACGUGCGGCCAUUUACAUCCGGAACGUAGGAAUAACCUCUAGAGGAUCAAUAUAACAAGAUGAAGCAGAUGCAGUUCUUGCGAAUGGUUAUUUCACAUGAAACUAGUAGUAAAUAAUGACGACUAGCUAGAUUUAAUUUAGUGCGUUCGUCCCGCAGAAGUCCUUUUAAACUGUUUUCCAUAAUGAGACAUAUUUUUUUCUUUUUUAAAACAUUUCGUUUCCGAUUUAUUUGUCUAUUCUCGAAAAUUAGCCCGUUAUUUAUAAAGCUGUUGCGAGAAAGAAUCCAAACAUUCUAAGGACACACCAUUGGUGCUGCUUCGGAUAGAUGCUUGAGUAGAUGCGUCGGGAAGAAUAUAGCGCAUACACUUAUUCAAUACUCAUAUUUGCUUCACGCGGCCAAAGGGAUUUUUAAUAGAUAUUGUUCAAGGAAUGCCAUAAUCAACGAAUUACUUAAUAAGGAAUAAGAGACUGUAAUUG